This is a messenger RNA of Calliphora vicina (urban bluebottle blowfly), 1600 nucleotides long. Its product is annotated as cysteine-rich hydrophobic domain-containing protein 2. Bases 688 to 1188 code for a protein of 166 amino acids. The record is from RefSeq and is a predicted model, not a curated record. Lineage: Eukaryota; Metazoa; Arthropoda; Insecta; Diptera; Calliphoridae. The transcript has 4 exons.
AUUUUGUAAAUUAUUAAAAACAAAUUUAAGUUAUAAUGCAAUAACAAAUAAAAACACCUAAACUUUUAUAAAAAUUGUAAAAACAACGUAAACAAAUCAUAAUACAAAUAAAGUGUAAUAAGAAAAAAAAUAAGAAAUCGAAUUAAGUACAACCAGCAGCAACUAGAAAUAACAAAAACGACCUCGUUCACAUUUCUAAAUAAAGAAAAUUUUUACUGCACACACAAUAGAAUUUAUAGUCAUUGCCACUGAAAUGUUUUUCUACAUCUAAAAAAAGCACAGAGGAAAAUAAUAAAACAUGCAGUUUCUCAAAAAAAUAAUACAAAUGCAUUAUCAAGUUGCCUUAAAUUGAAAUCAUAACCAGUAGCAGCAGCAGGAACAAAAAAAAAAGAAAACAAAUCAUCGCUUAAUUUUAUUCUUAAAGCUAUUGGAAUUGCAUGAAAGGCAGUGUUUGGCUGUGUGUGUGCGCAUUUUCUAACAUCCGCUCUAUUUGUUGGCAAUCACCCACUCUACCUACUAAAGCUUACAAACUUGCACCAUCGCACACAUAACAAACACACUUGUGCACUAUUCAAAUUCUAGUGCAUUCAGUAGUUGUUGCUUACGUGCUACGCUAUCCUUUUCCGUUUUUACCUUUGUACUGUAGUUGUUGCUGUCGUGGGUGCAAUUUGCAAUUCCGUUAAUUCAAUGUCAAUGGCUGAUUUCGAUGCAAUUUAUGAGGAUGAUCAAUUGGAGGAACAUUAUGAAGAGCAAACCGUUCCUCCUGGACCAGAACCCAUAGUGAUACGUGGGGCUGGUAACAUGACAGUAUUUGGUUUAAGUAAUCGUUUCAAUACAGAAUUUCCCUCUGGCCUAGUAUCACGAGUAGCGCCUGAAGAGUUCAAAGCCACAAUUGGUCGCAUUAAUGGUAUUUUAAAGAAAACCUUACCUGUUAAUGUGAAAUGGCUGUUUUGUGGCUGUGUCUGCUGCUGUUGUACCCUGGGCUGUUCCCUAUGGCCCGUGAUAUGUCUAAGUAAAAGAACACAAAUAACAUUGGAUAAAUUACUGGAAUGGGAGAAUAGUCAUUUGUAUCAUAAACUUGGUUUACAUUGGCGCUUGCAUAAACAACAAUGUGAUUCAAAUUCCAUGAUGGAAUAUGUCAUCUUAAUUGAGUUUAUACCGAAAACGCCUAUUUAUAGACCGGAUUAAACUGAUAAUGAAUAUAAAACUAAAUGUAUGUAAUUUAAACAACAACAAAAAAUUUAAAUAUAAAGAAGCAUGUAAAUGAAUCAUUAAAAGAAAUUUGAAAACAACCCAAGAUGUUUAUUACUGUAAUGUAAUUUUAAACACAAAAAAUAUGAAAUGAAUUGUUGAACAACAAAUUGAAAUUAUAUUGUGAUGCACAGCUGAAAAUUAAAUUGAAAGAUAUAUGUAUGUAUAUGUAAUUAUUUUUCUAUGGAAAUGAAUUGUAUUCAAAAUUUUUAGUUGUUACAUAGAAAUAUCAUUUUUAUUUUUAGUUAUUUUAUUUUUUUUUUAAUAAAAUUAUUUACAAAUUUACACAUACACUAUAAGCGUAAUAAAAGAAUUCAAAUAUAUUCACUUGAUUGUGAUUGUAGAAAAG